Messenger RNA from Calliphora vicina (urban bluebottle blowfly), 12257 nucleotides. RefSeq lists its product as uncharacterized. Lineage: Eukaryota; Metazoa; Arthropoda; Insecta; Diptera; Calliphoridae. The transcript has 3 exons. The record is from RefSeq and is a predicted model, not a curated record. The coding region runs from base 1023 to 2897 and encodes 624 amino acids.
GUUAGCAGCAGCAGCAGCUCGGUAACAGUAGCAGCACAAAUGAAUACAAACAAAACAAAACCAAAAAAAAAAAAUUGUUUUUGAGAAAUUCACAUUUCAAUUGCGAGCAUUUUUAGUUACAAAUCGAUUUCAUCAGGUUUGGUAGUGUUUUACGGUGUUUGUCGUUGUCGGCUCGCAACAUAUUCUUUUUUUCUUUCGUUUUGUGUGUUUUGAAUUCAAUAAAAGCGAACGAAAUAAAAAUUCAACAUACAAUAAUAAUAAUAAAUUAAAAAAACAACUAGAAAUCAAAUUAAAAAAAAAAACCAAUUUCAAAACAAACAAGCACGAGAUAAUCUCGUGAAGCAAAUAAAAACAACCAUCAAAAAAAUAAAAAUAAUGAAUUUUAGUAAAUUAAAAAAAAAAAUCAAAAUCAAAAAUUAAUUGAAAAUUUACUACGUCAUUAAGUUGAUAAAUUUAAAAUAAAAAAAAAAAUCUUAAACCAAAAAUCUCAUCAACCUACAACAACCUUAAAUCAAAGAAUCGAUUUGUAUCAAAUGAAAAUUCCUCAAUAAAAACAAAAUCCUAAGAAAUAAAAACAUAAACCAAAAGAUUUUUCUUUUAAGAAAAAAAAAAAAGGAAAGAAAGAUAGCAUAACAAAACAAGAAAUCAUCAUCAUCAUGCUGCAGAAACUGUUACAAAUUUAUUACAGCAUUUCAAAAAACAUUCCUUGAUAAAUCUACAAAAAAGCUCCCUCUCAACAACAAAGAAAAGCUAAACUAUAACAAACAAAAACCAAAUGAAUAAAUAUUCAACAUACUUGAGCAAAAAAUCUACCUACAUUUGAAAACUAAACAAGAUAAAUAAAAAAUAAAUCAACUGAAUUGAAAUAAAAAAGGAAACAGCAUAUCACCACAUAUCUCAUUGAAAAUUCACCACUUGUUGAAAAUCAUUUAAAGGGUCAAGCACAAUACACCACAUUAAAUUCUCUUUUCCAAAUCUCUUAACAAAAAAAAAAGUAAACAAACUGUCUCCUGCAGCUCUCGAUGAAUUUCAAUCCAGCCUCUUUGCGCAACAGCCUCAUGCAUACAAAAAUCAUGGAAUGGACCAAUGAUGAUGCUCUAGAACUUAUCGAACAAUAUCGCUCACACACCGAACUGUGGAAUCGUGCCGAUCCCAAGUACAAAGAUAAAUUGUGUCGCUUUCGCGCAUGGUCGGAAAUCGCCGAACGCUUUGGCUGCAGCAAAGCUGAGGUCGAGCGCAAAAUGAACGUCUUGCUGACCCAGUACAGACGAGAGAAACACAAAAUGUUGGUCAAACUGUAUCAGGGCAUACAGCCGAAUCCCUCCAAAUGGUAUGCUUUCAAACGUUUCGACUUUAUGGAGGCGGGUGGCGGUAGUGCCAGUGCCAUAGCAGCUGGUAUUGCUGGUGGAGGAGGAGGAGGCGGUGUUGCAGGUGGUGGUAUGAAUGCUAGCCUGAAUUGCAGUGGUAGCAGUAGUAGUAGCAUUACAACAAAUGGUCAUCAUCAUCAUCAUGCGGCUGCAGCCGCUGCCGCAGCAGCUUUAAAUGGCUUAGCUGCUGCCGGUUAUGAUACAUCAACAGCUGCGGCAGCAGCACCAACAAUAUCACAUCAUCGCAGAAUGAAAAGCAAAGAGAUGAAAUAUUUUGGCGCGAUGGGUUUAAAUUUACCUAUGCUCCUUGCCAGCUCCCAGCCACUUGAGACGUGGAAUCCAGUGGGACAAUUUUCACCGCCACCCAUUAGCGAUCGAAAUCAUCAGUUGCGCGUACCCUUGCCAAUGGCAUUCCCUAACGCUCCACAAAGCGAUUUGAAUACAAGCGGCGCCAGUAGUGGAGGUGGUGGCGGACCACGCAGUUUAUUUGGUGGCAGUAGUAAUAGUGAUUUUGAGGGCAGUCCCCAAAAGCCCAUGGACACAACUGAUAUUGAGAAUGAAGAAGGAAAGGAGCAUGAUACCAAAUGUGAGCGUACAACACCGUCCAAUCUGCACGACACUUCGGUGACAUCCAAUGAGGGACGGUUGAGUACGGGUCCGAAUGGCACGCCGGGAGCGGUGGGCAGUGAAAAUGGCACUUGUCAUGGCGAAGUGGGUAGUGGUGGCAUGAGUAGCGGUGGUGGUGGUGCGGCGGGUAGACGUAGUGAUGGCACCUCUGGUACUGAAGCCGGUUCUAGUCCUAUACCAAAUACAAAUACUUUUGAAGCUCAUAAACAAAGACAUUUAAUACCGGGAGGCGCUGUCUCCAGCGGGUCACGGGGUCAUGAAGAUCUCAGCAUAAAGCAAGAACUAUUAGAGAAUUAUUUUCAUGCCCCCCAUCCGCCGGCACCGCCCGAUUCACAUCGUUCCUACAGCUCAACGGACGAAAAUCGCCAGUGCGCCGACUCAGCCGAUGACUUUGCUCAAGAUUUGCGUGUGAGUGCGGCCGCCGCGGCUGCCGCCAAAGGUCUAGAUUUCAGCCGUUUUGUCCUGCCACCUGGUCUUAGACGUUCCACAGAAUCGAUAGACGAAAAAUUUACACCUCUCAAUAUGCGUAAAUUAAAUCCGACCAGCGCUUCAAGCAGUCAGGCCGGCCAAGUGCUUAUGAAUUCCUUCCUCUCCGAAAGUAUGUCCGAGGACAAUACGUCCAUUAGCGGACGCAUCAAAUCGGGUAGCUUAAGCGGCAAUCCGAAUGGCAUGAGCGGCUCCCAGGAUGCCAGCUCGUCGGCCGCAGCGGCGGCUGCUGCCGCUGCCAUUUAUGCUGAAAGUCUGAAUAAAGAUGACUGCGAUUUUAUAGGUUCUAAUGUUAGCGUUAAAUUGCGUGCGAUGGAUCGUACACAGCGGAUAAUUGCUGAGAAACUAAUAAGCGAGGUACUUUUCUACGGUCAGUUCAAUGAAUUGGAACGCAACGCUCGAAUACAGCCCAAGUGACAAUUCCUAGCCAAGUUUUUACGGUCAAGGUGUAUAAAUUAGGUGCUAAAGCAGGAAAGAAAAUCGAGACAAAUUCGAAUGUUCUAUUAUUUUAGCUAAAAAUUUAGUUGGGUGUUGAGGAGCGAAUAAAUUGUAAAUAACUAAUUAAUUGUAAAUGAAUAGUGAGAGUGAGUUUUAGACACAGCAACUUAAGUCCUAAAUGAAGUGAUAAUUUGGUCAUGAUUUUGUUAAAAUUAGAGAGAGAGAGUCAAUGUUGCGACUAGAGCUGACAUUUCCUAAAACAAAUGGCGUUUUAAUUUCUGGAGAUAAACUUUUUACGGGAAUCAUUGACUGGAAUAUGACAUUUCCUAUAACAACAUAUGACUCAAACUUGACAUUAAAUUUAUGAACUGAAAACCUGUGACAGAUGAUAAAGUAACCAUUCACAACAUGAGGUGCUGAUUAUUGACUUUUCUUGUUUAACUUUUCUGGAAUGAAAAUGUUGCCCUUUUUCUGCCCUGUUUUUAUAGAAUCUAAUUUUUUUUACUGAAAUGUACAUAAAAUUGGUACUAAAUUUAAGAUUUUUAACAGAUCUAUACAAAUAUAUACAAACAUUUUUGAAAAUACAUUAAUAUUUUGAAAAAAUUUAUAAAAAUUAUAUCUUUUUCUCAAAAUUUUAUAAUAUUUUUAUUUAGCUAUUUUUUAUAGCAAUAAGAUAGAUAGAUCUUUAAAAAGUAUUUUAAUUCGACAUGUUUUAUGUGCAAAUUUAGUCCUCAGUUUUUUUACACCUUUAAAAAAAACAGGGCAGAAAAAGGGCAAAAUUUUGAUUCCCCAGAAAAUAAAAUAUUCGAAAUUAUGAAAUAUUUCACACUAAAGUUAUCAAACGCGGAGUGUAAUACAAAAUUGUUACCAAAUUGAUUAUGUAUUGAUCACUUUACACCUUUUGAAAAAAAAAAAUAGGGCGGAAAAAGGGCAAAACUUAUUUUCCCAGAAAAAAGAAACAUUUUAAAUUAUGAAAGAUGUUGCAUAUUACAGUUAUCGAAUGUGGAGGAUUAUAUCAAAAUUGUAACCAAUUUAUAUAUUUCAAUUGUGUCCUUAAGUAAUUCAAUUCUUUGCUGAAAAUCUAUGUCUAAACUCAUCAUUCUCAGCGCUCUGUUUUUUCGCAAAACAUUCAACUAUUUUCGCAUUAUGUAUUUUCUUUCCUGUUUUAGUUUUUGGAAAAAUUUCCAAGUGACUUUGGUUACUUAAAGGCAACAUUAAUUAGAUAAUCAAAUAUAAUUAUCAGGAAAAAUUCAAGGGAUUUGUUUUUAUUUAUAAUAUUUACUAAUGUCUACAAUUUUUUGUAAAAAUUAAGAAAUUCUAAUCUCAAAGCAUAUUAAAAAAUUUGUCAUCGGGAGCAAGGCGAAGAUAGAACUAUAAAAAUAACAGGCAUUUUGGUUUUGUAAACAAACAGUUGAACUGUCAAAAUUGCCUGUUGUUUUUUGAAACAUAAAAACUAGUUCGCCGCUUAAGCGAAUAAACAAAUAUAAGAGUUCGCCCGAUUUCUACGUGCUACUACCUUGUAUAAAUUCUCCUGGGUUAAAUUCCUUGUUAAGGCAAAUGUUUAUAAGGACAAUGUAGUGGCAGCAAAUUCAAACAAUUUAAAGCGAAUUCAUAAAUUUGUUUUAUAUAUGGGAAGAAUUCGCUCGAAUUUGCCUGAUUUUUCUUACUUGUAUAGAUUCGUCUUGCUCUAUGUAUACAAAUAAAAUGAAUUCGACAAAGGCGAUAUAAAUAAAGUGACAGCCAGGGCAAAUUCAAGGCAAAAUGGUUUUUAUACCCAACAACAUCAUAGUAGGGAAAAUAUAAUGCCAUUGUAACGCCCAAAAAUAUUAGUCUAACAUCCACUUUAAAGUAUACUGAGCGACACAGAAUCACUUUCUGACUAAACGAUGUCCGUCAGUCUGACUGGCUGUACAUAUUUGAAGAUAUUUCGAAUAUUGACUAAUCGAUAUUCAUCAAACGCCUUCCGAAAAUCAUUCACGAAAAUAAAUUAUUGAAAUUAAAAAAAGAGGUUUAUGCUCAUUUACUAAGUGGUCGGGGCUUGACAGACUUCGGUUUCUAUUUAAAAAAAAUAAUGAAUUCGCUCGUAUUUGCCUGAAUUCGCCACCGACUCCACCUUGUAUAUAAAUUCGCCUUGAUAUACAGUGGUGGCCACCAAUUUAAGACAAAUACUUGAUUUUUUUUCAUCAACUGAAUUUUAAGUGCGAUAGAGCCAAAUAAAAGGACCUCUAAGGGUAUGAAAUUUAUUAUUAAUGUUUCUAGUUUCUGAAAAAUGUUUGGAAAAAUCGGUAAAACAUAUAUGGACAAAGAUAUGUGGAAAUACGUUGACCCACCUUAGCGAACAUCCGCUGUUAAUAACAUGAUAUGACCGAAACUAAUGGAACUAAAAAUACGAAAUUUGGUCCGAAUAUUUUACAAUAAUAAAAAUAUAAUGAUAUAAAUCAAGGCGUAUUAACAAGGUGAGUGCAUAAAAUCAGCUGUUUCUUAAUUCGCUGUGGUUUUAUGUACACUAUAUGUCAAACUUUGUUUAUGUUUACAUUUGUUAUUGUAAAUAACAUAGUAAUAUUUUAAUUCGCCUUGAUUUUGACAUUUACCGUACAUUUUAACAAAAACAAAUUGCCUGUUGUUUUUGCAUUGUUGUAUUUGUUGCCGGGACGCACUCACCUUGUUAAUACGCCUUGAUAUAAAUGUGAGAAAAUGUGUUUAUUUAAAAAAAAAAUUUUGUGGUCAAGUUGUAGAAAAAUUGUAUGUGUUCGUGGUGAAUAUGUAUGAAUUGACACAGUCGAAUAAAACACACUUGUGUGUUAAAACAGUCCUCAUGCAUACAUAUUUGUGGAAAUAUUUGAAAAAAUAAUUGACAAUCAAGUGGAAUUUAGCAAACAAAUUUUGUCUUAAAUUCCUGGCCACCACUGUAGAUCAAAAAUAGGCCAAAAAUCGAGAUUGUUGUGUUUUUUUCCUUAUAUCUCAGCCAUUUGUGGGCCUAACUGGUACAUAAAUUCGCCUUGAUCUAUAUCACCUUGUGUAAAUUCGCUUUGGCGACAGAACUACAACAAAAACAACAUUUUCUUAUAUAUGGAAAGGUGGUAUGUCAAACCAGAUUUCAGGCAAAUAUUUUUUAUAUUUGGUGUUUGAAAUUUCACCAUACAAAUUCUAUAAUCAGCUGGGCGAUGACACUUUAUUAAAUGCGUCUUGAAUUCGCCCAUGCUUUGGACUUGUUAAAUUCGACUUGUCUGAUUUAAUAGUCCUAUGUCAAAAUUUUCAUUCAAAUUACGUAUUUUUUAUUUUUAUUUUCAUUCAAAUUUCGUAUUUUUUAUUUCAUUAAGAAAUUUUUUAAUAUUCCAUUUAAAAUUUUGACAGAUCAUUUUACAUACCAUAAUGUAAACUGGCCUUUAAUUAUUUAAAAUGUCGCCAGCUAUAUUUGAUUGUCUAAUUAAGCCUUUUUAAAAUCUUCAAUAUUUUAAAUAUUUUUUACUUUUUUGCUUUUUGCAAUUUUAAUGAAGUUUUUUGUUUAAAAAUAAAGUUUUUAACUGUCUUUUGUUUUUGAACGGCAACUAAAAUUCCAAACUUUUAAAAUCAUUCUCUUCAAAAGAAAAUUUUAUUUAGUUAAAGAAAAUUGUUUAUUAGCAAACAACAAAGAAAUUCCUUAAACCUAGGUCUCCACGUAGCAAAAUAUUUAUUGCCGCAAUUGAUUGCUUUCAGCUGUCAUUAAUGACAAAAUGCAACUCUAUUCUCACAUUGAAUAUUUUACAUUUUCUCCACCUAAAGCAAUCAGCAAACGCUGUGCUGUUGUUCUGCCGAUGUUUUUGCUUGUGCUUAGCAAUAAAAAUUGCUACGUGGAGACCUAUGAUAAACAAAUUAAUUGAUUUUUACACAUAUUAAAUAAUAUAAACGUAAAAUUAAACCCUUUAAAAAAGCAACUUAAACCAAAGAAAGUUUAUUUAUUGUUUCAACUAUUUUCUAAACUUUUAAUUUAAUUAAUAUACAUAAAUUAAUAAUAAAGAUAACACAAUAAUAUAAUUCCACUUUAAAACAAUUUCUAGCUAAAUAAAAUUUUCCUAAAGAAAAAAAAAACAAAAACUCCAAUAUUUUACUUACAAAGUUUUUUAUACAAAAGAAAAAGUACCUCGCUAAUUUUUUUUUACAACAUACUAAUUAAUUAAAUAAUUUGCAUAAAAACCAGUCAGUUUUUUGUAAAACAAAUUUAACGGAAAGUUCAAUAGUUAAACAAAUAAACAAUAAAUUUACAAAAAAAAAUACAAAACAACAACAAACAAACAUAAAAAAUAGUCAAUUUUUUAAACAAAUCAAGUCAUAAGUAGAACAGUCGUCUUGUGUUUAAUUUUUUUUACAAAUAUUUUAUACAAUUAUAUCAUUUUUUUUUAAAUAAUUAAGUAAAAAAAAACAAAAAUUUUUUUAAAAAAAAACCUAAAACCAGUUUUCUUAAGUAAUUUAUAAUUAAUUUAAAUUUAUUUUACACAUAUUUUUUUAGAAAAAUUAUUUUUUAGUAAAAAAAUCAAAUGAAAAAGAAAACAUUUUAUAAAUAUUUUUCAAAAAAAGAAAUGGAAUUGUUAAUUUACUAAAAAAAAAAAUAAAAAUAUUUAAAAAAAGUUUUUUUUUAAAUAAUUUUUAUAUAAAAUAAAAAAGAAAAUUAUAAAAAUAUAGAAUUUAAUUGUUUCAAAAACACUUUAGUAUUUAAGUUUCAAAAACACAAACUCUAAAAACCAAGAAUUAAUUGAAAAUAAUGUAUUGUAAAUGUAAAUGUUGGAAAAAUGAAAAAUUAUGAAAAAAAAACAAUGGAAUUUAAUUUUUUAAAAAAAUAUAAUUCCUUAUUAAAUAUGAAUGAAUGAAUUUUGUUUGCAAAAAAAAUUAUUUUAGGUUAUUUUUAAUUUUAUACAAAAUUAAAUGUAAUUUAAUUACAUUUAGUUAUAGUAAUUUAAUCAUCAAGUCAUCAGUUUUUUAUACAAAAACUUAAUAAAAAAUACUAUAUAUAGCUUUGUCUCUGUACUUGUAAGAUUUAUUAGUUUUAGUAAAAAAAAACAGAUUUCUGAAGGAAUUCCUAUAAAUCUUGUUGAAAACCUGCAAAUCUAACGUGUACUGGAACAGAGCUAUUAUUGGCAAGUUUUGUAAAGAAUAAUAAUUUACACCAGAUUUAGAAUGAAAGUUUAAAUUCCCAUUGUUACGUUUUUAUCUUUUAAAAACGGUGGUUUAUUUCCUUCAAAUAAACCUUAUUCUUUUAAUUGCAAAUAAAAGCGAUCAGUAGUUUAAAAUUUGUAACAACUCUUUAUUUAAAUUUACACAACAAUUUAAAUAGUAACUGGUAAUACAGUUGUUGUUAAGUCUAAUAGCGCCUCCAAUACACUGACUCUCUGCAACUUGCUGUUACUAUUUACAUACACAGUGUCAUCUUCUAGUAGUUUCUUGAACUAUCUAACGGACAGUUUUAAUGUUAGCAGAUUUAACAGCUAAUAUUAUUAUACUUUUAAACAUUGUUAAUAACAGCAUGUUAUUAAUAUUGUUGAUAAGUAGAAACUUUUACCACUGGAAAUGUUUAUAAACAUGAUGAAUAUUGCAAGCAGUCGUUACAGACCCUUAAAUUCAAACAGAUAGUGCAAUUUCGUAACAAUAUUUUGUUUGUAAAUUUAUAGAUUUUGUAACUCUAGAGACUAGAAUGGAACUUUAAAUUUCAUGUUAAUAAAUUUAUUCAUUUGAAAUUAUAUUUGUUGCAAACAAAUUGAACUUGGGUCUUCAAAUUUUGAUAAUAUUCGGUAAACACAAACUCUUUAAAAUUAUUAGGACAUUUCCAUUUUAAUAUUUUCUAAUUUUGAAAAUCUUGCGAAAAAAAAAUUUAAAAAAAGUUGAGGUAUUGAAAAAUUAUUUACACAGAUUUAGAAUGAAUGUUUAAAUUCAUAUUUUGUUUGUAAAUUUAUUAAUUUAGUAACUCUACCUAAUAAGCACUAAGCCCAAAAAAUUCAAGCACUUGAACAUUUUGUUGGAAUUUGACUUGAAUGCAAAUGUUAUUAUAUUUUAAACUUGAACAAUAUUUGAUAAAAUUAUAUAUUUUUUAAACUAAAAACAUAUGGCUUGAAACUGACAUUAACCCAAUUAGCACCAAAGCCCCAAAAAUUCAAGCGCUUGAACAUUUUAUUGGAAUUUGACUUGAAUGCAAAUGUUAUUAUGUUAUUUGUUUGUUUAUAAGAAAGUAAAAUGAGUAAUUAUGUGGAUUUGAUUAACACAAAGCUACAGACAGGUGAGACUUACAGAAAGUUAGUAACAAUUUAAAAUCUGUGUAAUAUUUUCUGUUGUUGAGGUUAUAAUUUUGCUGAUAAGACAGUUCUAGGAUUUUUUAAAGUCAUUUAUAAAGAAACCAAUCUUGGCAGACCUUAAAGAGGACAUUGAUAGAAACAUUUCAUCAUGUGCAAAAAAACUCUUAAGGUGACCACUUCAGGUUACAGGUUAAAUUUUCAAAUAUUUGAGACUUUUUGAGAUAUAGCUUUUAAAAAUAAAAAGUUUCCCUGUAAAUUCAGUUGUCUCCUAAAUUCCAUACAAAUGUAUGGAAUUUCGUUUUCGGUGCCGAUUACGGUGGUGUAUGCGGAAACGUAGCUUUAAGAGUGUGUCGAGGCAAAAGCAACAGACAUUUUGUUUUUGUUCAAAUCCAUAUUGUUAUUUUUAAUAACAAAUGUAAACAUAAACAAUGUUUGACUGCAGAACUACAUUAAAUCACGGCGAAUUAAGAAUCAGCUGAUUUUAUAUCGUCACCUUGUUAAUUCACCUUGCAUUUGCUUUAAAUUUCAAAUUUAACUCUCCAAAUCCGAAUUCACAUAUUUUGGAGUUCUAUCACACGAUUUAAUCGUUCUACUUUCGAGUAAACAAACCUGUUUCCAUGUACAAAUUAGCUGAACAUCAAUUUGUCAACUUUCGUUUAUUGAAAAACGCUCGUAUUUGAAAUCAUUCGUUUUACAGAAAACAAUUUAAACCUUUUUGAAAAUAUAUAUUUUUUUAACUUGAUUUCUUCAAUCCUAACUAAACUUAUCUCAGCUCUAAACUCAGUUGCAGUUUUAAAACUUCACCCUACAACUGACACAUCAAUCUGUUCUUGCUUAAUAUAAAUUUGGAUUUGAGAGAAUUCAUAUUUAUAUUGAGCAAGAGCAGAUUGAAGAUGAAAAUCCAAUUUAAUAUUGAGAAAAUAUAAAUAAAUAUAAAUUAAAAUUCAGAAUAGUAAAAUUAUAAUAAAGAUAAAAUUGAUUGAAAUUGAGAAAUCGCAAUGUAAAAGAAAUACAAAUUGAUAUCAAGAAAAUAAGAAAAACAUAAUUACUAUCAUAGAGAAAUAUACAUAGAGCGGGAACUCUCUUGUCAAAGCCCUAACUCAAUUGUCAGAAACCUAUGUGAUGAGAAUAUAUUAGUAAAUAAAACUAUGUGAAAACAAAAACAACACUCGUAUGUGUGAUUAUUUUGAGUAAUUUACGCUCUUGUUGUUUCUCUAUGGUUACUACGAGUAUGAAUUUCAAUUUGUUUAAAUUUAUUAUUUCUUAUUUCUGAAUCAACAUGAACUUAAAUCUUCUUAAUUAAAAAUUCGUUAUCUUAAUUUGAAUUGGUUUUUUUUAUAUUACAUUAAAUUUCAUAAUUUAAAUUUGUUUUUUUUUUCAAUUUCAAAUUGGAAUGUUGUAAUAAUGAAGAAUCGAAUUGGAACCCUCCCAGCAGUUCUAGGAGACUGUCCGGAACUAGUGAUUUUACCUAUCAUUUAGGGUGACAACUAGUUACAUAACUUCUUAUGUGACUAUUUAUUUGAACAAGUGCCUGUCCUAAGCAGUGUAUUAAUUGCCCUUAUUUGGAUUACAAUGAGACUGUCUGAGUGCUGGUCCAAGGUAGUCAACGCAUUGGAUACACAUACUAGCUACCUAACUGGUUACUUGAUCAGCUACAUAACUAGUUGUAUACGGGUCCUAAUUGACCUUAAAUAGUCAGUUAAAAAGACAUCUCAUAAAAAUUUAGCUUAUAAACAAUCCAUCCAUCGACAACUCUCCAAUAGAUUACUUCUUCUGGUGGCUAAAAUAAUUACUUUCUAAAGUGCAUUACAAAAUAAAUGUUUAAAGUGACUACCCUCUAGGUUACUUAGAGACACUAAAGUGACAAUUAACUUCAUGCUAGAUUAAAUUGAAUGUAUGUAUAAAGAAAUCAAUUGACUUCUCUCUGCACUACAAAGAGUACAUACGUGUGACCCAAAACAUAUAAAUUGGAGUCAGCCAAGUGACAAUUACUGUCUAUAAAGGAUACAUUGAUUACUUCUUCAAAAGCUUGGAACUAUAAAAAAAUCAAACUUUCUAAACUCUCAAUCUUUCUUUCUAGUCUUCUUGUGCAGUGAUCGAUUCGGCUGAUGAUCAGCACUAACAAUUGGGUCAUAACAAAACAAUAAUACUAAUAAAUGGAGACUAUACCUGAUAAUUUUAUAUCUUUACAACCAGUUUGAGGUUUAUUAUUACAAAAAUUUAUUAGGGUUAUAAAUUGAAACAUUUUGGUUUAUAGCAAUGUUUUCAAUAUUGUUAGCAGAGGAAAACAUAUGAAAUUGCUGCCUUUAUUUUACAAAAACUUCCUUAUUAGCUUCAUUCAAAAUCUAGUGUUUUAAAAUUUUUCUGCAAAAUAACUAAAAUAAAACAAUACAAAAUAAUAAAAAUGUUCAUUAUAAAUAAUAUAAUAAUAUGUACUAAUAAUAAUAAUAAUAACUUUAUAUCAAUGUACCUUGUUUAAACAGGAUGUUUUUUUAUACCAUCAAAUGAAAAUAUAAAAUACAUUACUAUUUAAGUUUAGUUAAUAAGUUGUUUUAUUAUUAUCUUUUUUUUAUUUUUAUUAUUAUUUUUUUUAUUAAUAGUUAUUUUAUAAUGUUUAAUUAUUAUUUAGUUUUUAUAUAUGAACAUUUUUUUUUCUGUUUAAUUUAAACUAAGUAAAUAUUUUUAAGAUUUUAUUACCUUUUUUGCAUUGUAGUAUACAAAAUAAUUAUAUAUAUAAAACAAAUGAAAGAAAAUCCUCUAGUUAGUGAAAUAAAUUUUUAGUAAAAAUAAUAUAAUAAUUAAAUAAAAAAACAAAUUAAGAAACAAAAUACCAACAUUAUAUUUUGACUAAAUGUUUUCAUUUAUUUUUUUAAUUUUUUUUAAGAAAAAAAAUUGUAAGCAAAAUAAUUGAAUUGGUAAACAUGAAAAUGAUAAUUGUUAAUGAAAAAUAAAAUUAAAUAAAUGUGUACCUACCAAAAAGAAAUAUUUAAAAAACAAACAAAAAAACAUAAAAAUUAAUAAAAAAAACAAUAAAAUAAAAAUAUGUAUGUGGACAUAAAAAAAUUUAAAAAAAAAUAAA